Anneissia japonica is the source of this 529-nucleotide messenger RNA. Its product is annotated as fibropellin-3-like. Bases 35 to 514 code for a protein of 159 amino acids. Lineage: Eukaryota; Metazoa; Echinodermata; Crinoidea; Comatulida; Comatulidae. The transcript has 3 exons. The record is from RefSeq and is a predicted model, not a curated record.
ACAUCUCGUAAAGAUUACUGGAAAGACUGGUUGUAUGAAUAUCUUGUCGUUAGUGUGUAGGCCUUACUGCUGCAACUUGAAUUCAGCACAUAUGAAACUUUUAUUGGUUACUGCUCUGCUCGCCGCCCCCCUGUCAUGGCAGGCUGAAGCUCAGUCGGAUCCUCCAUCAUGUCUAGUCGCUGACAAUCCAUGUCAAAAUAAUGCACCUUGUGUUGGUGACGGCGGUAAUGGAUCGUACAUAUGCCAGUGUCCACAAAAUUAUGUUGGUCAGAAUUGUGAAGAGUUCUACCUUUCAAAUUGUGGCGGAGGAUACUACAGUUCACCUGAUUAUUUCACAUCACCAAAUUAUCCCAGUGAAUAUCCAAAUAGAGCAAGCUGUGUCUACCUGGUCCGUGUCUAUGGCGCGCCUGCGAUAACAUUUACAGUGCAUGAAUUUGAUACUGAGGUAAGUAUGGUAAUAAAUAUGGCAAGACUUCAUGUAGGCCUAUAUUCGUUAUUGUCAAACGCAUAUUAAUAAUUCACAGGCAAA